Molecule: messenger RNA, 1055 nt
Organism: Colletes gigas
Lineage: Eukaryota; Metazoa; Arthropoda; Insecta; Hymenoptera; Colletidae
Product: steroid receptor RNA activator 1-like
Exons: 3
Coding region: 179-883 (234 amino acids)
Biological process (GO): regulation of transcription by RNA polymerase II
Cellular component (GO): nucleus
Source: RefSeq, a predicted model, not a curated record
UGUUAAGAUGUGUACAAUUUUCACCAUGUAAAUAAAUUGAAAUAAAUACAUAUACAGUGUACAGUGAUUUGUGUGGCUGUCAAAUUUUCUAUUAAGUGUAAAGUUAAACGGAUUCAUCUCUGCAUAUUAUACUUUUGAUAUGUUCUACACCAUAAAAUUGUAAACAAUCCGAUCGAAGAUGAGCGACAAUGAAACAACUGCAGAUAAAAACCUAUCCACACAAAAGGUUUUGGUGGCUGGUUAUGACCCAGGCUGGAAUGAUCCACCAAAAUGGGCAUACUCUGGUACACAGAGUACUGCAACCACACCUACCAAACGAAUGUUAAAUAAGCGGGUUGCAUUUCCUUUAGCAUCCACACCAGUUGCAAACAAAGAAUCUUUGCCUUCGAAUGCAUUAAUGACUAUGCCACCAUUACCAUCUUCUGUUAAUUUAAUGGCUGCAUCCCAUCCACCAUUGGUACCAUCUGUUAACAAAGAUGUAGAAACAAAAACAAAUGAGUUACAGAUUGAUAAGGAACAGGCAUUAAAUGAUACCUUAGCAAAUUUUGAAACUGUAAUCAAGGAACAUGUAUUAGAUAAAACUAAAGCAGAAGAAGUGAGGAGAAGGAUAGAUAUAUUAAAAGAUGUGUGGCUUGAAGACAAAUUAAAUAAUAUACUUCAUAAAAAGAUUUUAGAUUUGUCUAUAGCUUUAAGAAAAGGAGAGAUUGAUGAAGCAGAUCAAAUACAUGUUGCAUUAAUGAUGCAACAUGCUUCUUUGUGCAGUUCAUGGAUAUCUGGCAUUAGGCAUAUUAUUUUAGGGUUAAAGACCAAAUUAAAAAACUCAAGUGCAAUGGAGUCCGAAAAUUCAGGAUCGGAAUUAUUACCGGUCGAACGAAAGGAAUAAGCUUAGUAUUAAGAAUGCAAAAAUAUAACGAAUGACUUCCUUAAAAUUAAAUAAAGAACGCUUGUACAUAUAAAUUGUUAAUUCUGUAUCAACAUUACGUUUUAGUGCAUCGAUAUUUUCAAUAUUAAUUCAUUGUAUUAUUUAUAUGUAAAAAUAAAUUACAUGGAUAAUC